Messenger RNA from Colletotrichum phormii, 2259 nucleotides. Its product is annotated as feruloyl esterase B. Lineage: Eukaryota; Fungi; Ascomycota; Sordariomycetes; Glomerellales; Glomerellaceae. The record is from RefSeq and is a predicted model, not a curated record. The transcript has a single exon. The coding region runs from base 474 to 2105 and encodes 543 amino acids.
ACACUGCUCGCGCCAAGACGCAUUUUGACGAACAUGCCCUCGAUCCGGGCCUUUGGUAGCUCGUACUAGCAACAACGUUAAUCUAGUCAAUGUUAGCGCUAAGAUAGCCGUGAGCGGACGAACGCAUGGCAUGAUGCGCAUCAUUUCGGGCAAUAAUCAGGAUCACUCAUUGGGCAGAGCCGAGAGCGGAAGGACGAUGUCUCAGGAGUUGAGAGUUCAUUGGUCGUGUAGGAAUGUCAACUCGCAUCGUCAGAUGAGCACCGAGAGCCCCAGACGCCGGCCGCAAACAGAUGUGUAGAUGUAAAUAGAGGCUGCUUUUGAUGUGAUGAAAUGUGGCAAAAUGAAAACAUGGUCAACAAAUCCUCAAAAUCACUCAUUCCAAUGUUGCGGAUUUUAAAUAGCGGGUACUGCCCGCAGAAGCCAGAGACCCCAAUGCUCCAUCGUCUCAAGAAUUCCUCGACAACAGAUUCAAGAUGAAGUGGACUGCUUCCCUCACACUUGCGCUAGCCGCGUUGCGGCAGGUUGCUGCUACAAACUCGACAUCAUGCACCCCGAGGCUGAUCAGCUACUGGAUCAACGCCAACGCCUCCAUCUCAACCGUGGAGUCGGUCGAUGCCGGCAACGGCUUCUCCGAAGAGGGAAACGUCGCCUUUCCGGGUAACGUCACGAACCUACCCAGUCUCUGCGCUGUGAGCUUCAUUGCGAAGACCUCAGAGGGAAACGAGUACAAGUUUGCCAUCUUCCUGCCAGACGACUGGAACAAUAAGAUCCUCACCGUAGGCAAUGAUGGCUUUUCAGGAGGUGUCAACGCCCCGGCCAUGGCCGUCGGCGUCAAGUACGGCUUCGUCACACUUGCGACCGAUGCUGGACACAACUCUACCCAGGGCAAUCUCACUUGGGCGCUGGGCAACAACGGUGCCAAGCUGGACUACGGACACAGGGCACUGCAUAACUCCCUCGCGCUGGCUCAGAGAGUCGUCGAGAAGUACUACGGCCUGGCCCCUACAGCUUCCUACUUCUCUGGCACGUCAGAUGGCGGUCGGCAAGGUCUCAAGGCUGCUGAGAUGUACCCUCGCGACUUUUCGGCGCUCUUGAUCGGUGCCCCGGCUUGGUGGCAGAGCCAUCUGCAAAGCUGGAGGAUUGCGAUUGGCAUCACCAACCUGCCCACCGAAAAUGCGAAACACAUUCCUGCCGAGAAGUACACAGUGAUUGGUGAUGCCGUCAGGAAGCAGUGCGAUGCGGCUGAUGGAGUCGAGGACAGCAUCGUCAGCGACCCCAGCAAUUGCACUAUCAACUAUGACCUCUUCACCUGCGGUAAAGAUGGCGUCGACGCGACAGCUUGCCUUUCUGCUGAGCAGGUCACCGUUGCCCAGGCACUAUACGCCGACUACAAGGUCAACGACGAGACUGUCUUCCCAGGCGUCAGCCCCUCCUCCGAAUACGGAUGGGGUUCGCUGCUGGGUGGCGGUAACGGUUCGGAGCCGAAUGAGGUGGCCGUCGGCUACAUGAAGUACUUCCUCUUCAACGACGCGGAGUGGGUGUGGUCGAGCUACAACGAGACUGUCCCCGACUACGCCAACGAAACGAACCCUGGUGAACUUGAUGUCAACACCUUCAACCUGACCAAGUUCUCCAGCCUCGGUGGCAAGAUCAUCAUGUACCACGGCCUGUCUGAUGCCGACGUGCCAGCUAAGGCGUCUCAAGUCUACUACGACAAGGUUGUCGCGCAGUCCGGCGGCGACAUCGAGGCCGUCCGCGCUUGGUUCCGUCUCUUCUUCCUCCCAGGACUGGGACACAAGACGACGACCGUCGACGCGCCUUGGUACAUCGCCGGACCGGGACAGGCCGAGCAGCUCCUCGGCGGUGGGAACUACUCGGUGCCGGGCUACUCCGAUGCGACACACGAUGCCCUUCUAGCGCUCCAGCAGUGGGUUGACGGCGGUGCCGCACCGGACUCGCUCAUCGCGACAACGUGGAAGAACGCGACUGACCCGACCACCGAGGAGGUCCUGAGGCAGAGGCCGAUUUGCCCGUAUCCAUCAACUCAAAAGUUCACCAGUGGCGGUGAUCAGGCAAAGGCUGAGAGUUUCACGUGCUCAACGUAGGGUAGUAAAGAAUUGAUGACAUUAGGUCGAGGAGACUUGGAAUGGACAAAAAGAGGCCGCGCUGCGAUUGCAGUCGGCGGAAGCGGCGUUGUGGGCCAUACUACGUAGUGCAUAAUAGCAAUAGUGUUUAAUAUGAUAUUUCUCCAUCAGCCCA